CUCUCCUUCUCGCUCUUUAACUCACCUCUUGCUCUCUCCUUCAGCACUCACAUUCUCUGUCUAGCUUUCUUCCUCUCACUACUCUUCAUUCUCACUUCUCUUGAGGCUUUCUGUGGAUUCUUGUCGCUGUCUGACAACUUUUCUGCUUGAAGACACUCAAGAAAACGGGCAGAAGAACAGACAGACGAAGAAGCACCAGAAGCUGUCAGAAACAGGGUCAUUAUGAAGGUUGGGAGAUUCCAGUUGGUGUUCUGUAUACAUGUUUUUGCCUCGUUUGUAAUAGGUAUACAAAGCCAGUGCCCAAGUCCAUGUCACUGUCAUGGUGACCUUCAGCACGUUAUCUGCGACAACGUUGGCCUGAAGAAGAUUCCUCGCAUCUCUGAAGCCACUCGUCUGCUCAACCUGCAGCGCAACAACCUGGGCAUGCUCACCACUGGAGGCUUCAGCGACAUGAAGGGGCUCAUCUCCCUGCAUCUCCAACACUGCCAAAUCCGAGAGGUCGCCAGCCAGGCCUUUAAAGGUCUCAAGAAGCUCAUUUACCUUUAUCUGUCUAACAACGAAAUCAGCACCAUUAAAUCUGGAGCUUUUGAGGACCUAAGUGAACUCACCUAUCUUUACCUGGACGGAAAUCGCAUCUCAGGCCUUUCCAAGGGCAUCUUUUCCCCAAUGAUUAACUUGUUCAUUCUGCAGCUUGAUAACAACAAAAUCCGUGAACUGCAACCAGGCACCUUCACAGGUGCAAACGACCUCCGCUGGCUGCACAUGAGUCACAACGAGCUGAGUGCAAUGCAGCCCGGCUCACUUGAUGAAGUGGAGAACUUGGCCAUUCUUACCUUGGACCAAAACAAGCUUUCUACCUAUCCCAUCCAGGCCAUGAGCAAGCUGCGUGUAGUUGAGGAGCUUAAUUUGUCAAAGAACCCACUUAGCUUCAUCCCUGAUCACGCAUUUCGGAGCUUCGGUCGCUACAUGGAGAAGCUGCAUCUCAAUGAUAUGGGUCUAGAGAAGUUCUCCACUGCUGCUUUUGAAGGCGUGACUGCUCUAAAGUCUCUGCAUCUUGAGAACAACAAGUUGAAGAAUCUACCAAACAGUUUGGCCUUCACCAACAUCCAGAAUCUCACCCUGUUCAACAACCCAUGGAGCUGCACCUGCCAGUUAGCAAACCUUAAAAAAUGGAUGGACUCCAGUCGUAUUCACCCUGAUGCAGUUUGUGCAUCUCCUCCAAGUCAGAAAGGCAAACAGAUAAAAGACACUUCUGCCUUCAGUCGGUGCAAAGCAAAGCAAAAGAAGAGAGCCAAGAAGGGAACACGCCAUUGAAAAGGAGACUCGGCGCAGACGCCCGUCCAGGUGACCGGCUAUGUGUGCAGAGACGGGAAGCAAUGCUACUUUCGACUUCAGGACUGUCCUUUUUGUUUUCUUCCUAAUUCUAUGAAGUGGCACACAUAUGCACACAAGAAAUGUAUGAAACGCUCAAUAAAAUGAGAAGCAAAACAAUGUGUUUGUAGGUACCAUCAGCAGCAAACAGGAGCAGGAACUGUGUCAAUUACGAAGUACAAUGCUACAAUACAGUAUAUACAGUUCCUAAAACUAUGUAUUCCUCAGCUGUAAUUAUCAUGAGGACAUUAAGCUUUCUGCAUCCUCCAUUUAAACAGAAAGUCUGCAUAAAAUUAACACAAUGAUUCCUUACAUUAAAGAUUGCAUCGUGUUAUACAGAGGUUGGACAAUGAAACUGAAACACCUGGUUUAAUACCACAAUAAUUUAUUGUCCCGACGGACAGUUCUAGUGGAAACAGGAGAGUUGAGGUGCUUAUUGAUUACUGCCGUGAUUUGGGCAGCUGUGAUUUUAUGUUUUUUGGAUACAAUCCGGGUUAGCAACCAAACAUCCCUUUCAGACAGCUUCCUCUUACAGCGUCCACAGUUAAUCCUGUUGGAUGUGGUUCGUCCUUCUUGGUGGUAUGCUGACAUUACCAUGGAUACCGUGGCUCUUGAUACAUCCCAAAGACGUGCUGUCUUGGUCACAGAUGCGCCAGCAAUCAGAUGCAUUGCAAUAUUUUGAGCAAAACUGUUUUCUUACCCUGCUAAUUAAACCUUCACACUCUGCUCUUACUGGUGCAAUGUGCAAUUAAUGAGGAUUGGCCACCAGGCUGCUCCAAUUUAGCCAUGAAACCUCCCACACUAAAAUGACAGGUGUUUCAGUUUCAUUGUCCAAACCCUGUAGGUAAGAGAUUGGACGUGUGAGUCUGUGUACUUUUGAUCAUUCGAUUUUCAUUCCAAGAAAAAUUAUUAAAAAACGGAAAACAAGCAAGAAACCAAAAAAAAAUAAAAUCUUGUUCAUACCAUGCUUUUUUUAAAUAAUUGUGUUUAUUCCGGUCUGGAAACAUUAGGAGGGAAGAAACACACUACAUGUAUGUAUGUACAUGUAAGUCUUCAACUCAGUAACACAAUGUUGGACUUGAUAUUUUUCUAAAAAAUCCCAACACUCCAUACCAUUUUAACAUACAUUACAGCUUUCUGCUUUCGUUACAGCCAACAUCCACAAACUGUGUCAACAGAACGCUCCAUGAUGCAUUUCAGGCUCUAUUUUAGUACACAUUUCUCAAGUUUAAGGGAAGUUCAGAUGUGUGGUAUACUAUUUGCAGCUUCUGCAGUAUCGAAUGUGCUUAUUUAGCUGCUGUCUUCAGUAUUUCUUUUUCUUUCAGACAUCAUCUCAUCUUCUGUACUAGCAGCUUCUCUUACAUACUAUACAUGCUCUAGAUACAGAUGACAUACAAUCUCUAUCUCUGAAUCCUGGAAAACCUGAAAGUGACUGCAGACCACAAUGGAAGACCAAACUAUAAAAAAAAAGAAAAACAAAUAAAAACUGCAAAUUUGUUUGUUUUGCUACAUGAAGCUGUUAAUCAGUUAUACAAGCUGUAAAUUCUGUUAAACAGACGUGACUGAGACAAAUGAGACUGGCAAUAUUGCAGUCUCAUGAUGUAUACGUGUUAAAUAAAAUGCCUGUUAAAGAAAA
This is a messenger RNA of Astyanax mexicanus (Mexican tetra), 3007 nucleotides long. It is a transcript of the gene chad, whose product is annotated as chondroadherin. The record is from RefSeq and is a predicted model, not a curated record. Lineage: Eukaryota; Metazoa; Chordata; Actinopteri; Characiformes; Acestrorhamphidae. Bases 223 to 1314 code for a protein of 363 amino acids. Gene Ontology annotation, molecular function: protein binding. The transcript is spliced from 4 exons.